GAAAGAACAGGCGGAAGUGACGCAGACCCCCGCGAUGCUGGGUUGGGCUUUUCCGGCUUUCUGUCGCCGUUCGGGGUCUCCGGUUUGGGCUGCCGCGGGACAGGGAUAUGCGAUGCCCCGGAAGGGGAAAGCACAGACCAAGGACUUUGUAAAGCCUUCUGUUCUCCCAGUUCCAGUGACAACGGAUAAAAAUGGUUCUGUUGUUAUCUCUGUUCAUGCCAAACCAGUAUCUAAACAAAAUGCUGUAACAGAUCUGACCACUGAUGCAGUUAGCGUGGCCAUCGCAGCCCCUCCAUCCGAAGGGGAAGCCAAUGCAGAGCUCUGUCGCUACCUCUCUAAAGUCCUCGAAGUCAAGAAGAGUGAUGUGGUGCUGGAGAAGGGGAGUAAAUCUCGAGAAAAAGUUGUGAAAAUUUUGGCCCCGCUGACUCCAGAGGAUGUUUUAGACAAGCUGAGGAAAGAGAGUUCCAGCUGAAGCUAUUUCUCCAGGCGCAAAGGAUGACUUCAUUUAGGUGCAUGAGAGCUCACAAGUACAAGUGGUGGAGAACCCAACAAAAAAUGUGUACACGGCUAUAAGAUGCAAAAAAGGGUUUGGUUAUUUUAGCCUCAUAUUAACAAGGUGCAGAGUUAUUUGAAAGAACCCCACUGGACCCUGAAGAUAACCUUCCUCAGUCCAUCUUGACAUUCUUUUCAAGUAACUUAGUUUGUUUAACUGGUCAGGAAGGCAUUAGCCAUUUUCACUGCAUCAAAGUGAU
Molecule: messenger RNA, 752 nt
Organism: Pseudonaja textilis
Lineage: Eukaryota; Metazoa; Chordata; Lepidosauria; Squamata; Elapidae
Gene: C13H15orf40
Product: chromosome 13 C15orf40 homolog
Cellular component (GO): cytoplasm
Source: RefSeq, a predicted model, not a curated record